CUGUGUACUUUGUUCUUUCCUUUAUUCAUUUUACAACACUGUUAGCGUUAUGCAAUUGUCAAAAAUGACAAUCGGCAAAAAGCUGAAUGUGUUAUAAAUUUCUUCAUAUUGUGUGGAGUUCAUUUCGUAAAAAAUGGCUUUAAUAGCGGCGUUUACCAAGCUUACAUUACAGACAUCAAUACGUAACAUUAGCUGUACUGCCAUAAGUCGUAUCCAAGUAACACCAAUUCUAUGUGCUGAGCCACUGAAGAAAAAGAAGAAACUCGACCCUCAAAUUAUUAAGCAACGUGAAGAUCGACGAAAAAAGAAAUUGGAAAAGCAAAUUCGACGACUUGAAAAAAAUGCCAGACAAUUGAAACCAAUAGAAGAACUUGAAGUUCCGCUUACGCUUCUGGACGAAAAGGAUAAGCGCAUACGAAAAUUGUCUCCUUUAAGUGAAGAAAAUCUUGAAAAGAGAGCACUACUAAUCAAACAGUGGGCGAAAUAUAAACAUCAAGAAAAAGUGUCUGACUUCCAAACCCUCGACCGGCUGUUGCAAUCUCAAAACAGGGCUUUAGAUGAACUGCGAAAAGAGUCUGAAGAACUGUAUCAGGAAGCUAUCCAACCAGAUAUGACACUGUUGCCAAUAACAAUUAAAGGACCUGUUGCAACACCACCAAUUAAAAACUAUGUUAGUCCAGAUGGCGAUUACAUUCGAGAAAACAAAAAAUGGGAUUAAUUUAACAAUAUUUAUGUAACUACUGUUCAAAUAUUAAAAUUGUUAGUUUUUCGAUAUUGAUAAAUUUAUUUGCAGUUUAAUAGCGUUACUUUAAUAUUAUGAUGAUUUAACCUAAAACUUA
Molecule: messenger RNA, 839 nt
Organism: Zeugodacus cucurbitae (melon fly)
Lineage: Eukaryota; Metazoa; Arthropoda; Insecta; Diptera; Tephritidae
Gene: mRpL40
Product: 39S ribosomal protein L40, mitochondrial
Exons: 3
Coding region: 134-718 (194 amino acids)
Cellular component (GO): mitochondrial large ribosomal subunit; mitochondrial ribosome
Source: RefSeq, a predicted model, not a curated record